AUGGCCGAGGUGUACCCCCUACCGGUUGGGAGCGUGACUUUCCCCUACCUCAAAGCCAUGUUGGCUACUCGUGCUGCAGCUCACACCUGCAAAGAGGUGACGCCAGAAUGUCCGCUGGGAGGAACCAUCUACGGAUAUGCACCGGAUUAUUCCACGACCGUCGAAUUCGCUGUCAUAUUCGCCAUCUGCUGUCUGGUCCAGUUGGUUCAAAUGUUCAGAUGGCGUCUGUGGUCAUUUAGUAUUUGUGUCAUUCUCGGGGCUUUGACGGAAGGACUCACCAAGCAAGCAGGUUAUUUCGGUCGAAUACUUCUCAAUCAGAAUCCAUACUCGUCAAUCGGGUUUCAAACGCAGAUUGUGACGUUGACUCUCGCGCCGGCUUUCUGGUCUGCGGCUAUGUACCUCACGCUGAAGCAUGAAGUAAAUGUAUUGGGACCGCAAUAUUCGCUGAUACAAUCCAAACUGUAUCCCUAUAUCUUCGUCACUUGCGAUAUUGUCUCUCUGACUCUCCAAGGUGCCGGCGGCGGCAUCUCGGCUACCGCAAAGACAACUAAGAUGAUUGACAUGGGCAGCCAUAUCAUGAUGGCUGGGAUUGUCUGGCAGGUUGUCACCUUGACGGUCUUUGCAAUGAUGUCAGCUCAAUUUCUCUGGCGGAUCAGAAGUGCUCCGAAAGAAACGUUGACGUUUGAGGCUCAGAGGGUCUGGAAGAGCUCGAAGUUCUGGUCGUUCUUCUGGGGUAUUGCUAUUGCAUUCUCUACCACCUAUGUUCGGUGUAUUUACCGUAUUGUGGAGAUGUCCGAUGGGUGGAGGAAUAAGAUCAUGCAGGACGAGUUUAGUUUUACUCUUUUUGAGUCUGCUAUGUGUGUUGCUGCUGUGGUUGCACUUUGUAUUGCACAUCCUGGGUAUCUUUUCAAGGAGAUGCGCAGGGACCACGACGAAGAAUCUAUGGUGGAUCUGAAGGGAAUACAAUAUAGGGAGAAGGAAUUUGUUUGA
Messenger RNA from Penicillium nucicola, 990 nucleotides. Its product is annotated as RTA1 domain-containing protein. The transcript is spliced from 4 exons. Lineage: Eukaryota; Fungi; Ascomycota; Eurotiomycetes; Eurotiales; Aspergillaceae. Bases 1 to 990 code for a protein of 329 amino acids. Gene Ontology annotation, cellular component: fungal-type vacuole; plasma membrane. The record is from RefSeq and is a predicted model, not a curated record.